AUGCCGAAGAGAAAGAGAGCCGAAGAUAGCCUAGACGAGAGGCUCCCUCAAUUCAAGACGGACUUGUUCCGUGCUCUCAAGAGGGUCAAGGGCUUUGAACGACAAAGGCUGAGUCGACGGCUUCACGAGAAGGGCCUACCGGAAGAAAAGAAGCAGAAGUAUGAUUUGGAGGUAGCUGUAUUAAAGUCGCUGGACCUCCAUCAAACCGCGUUCCACUACCUCUACACCUCUUUACUCAGAAUUAAGUCGAUUGCUAGUCACCCAGAGCUACCCGAAGAAGUGCGACAAGAAUUUCCGAAGCCCGAGCUAGACGAGAAGGAGAAGGCGGCACUUCACCAUGUCACGAGCUGUCUGUUUAACCGCCUCGAGGUGAGGCAGGUCAUGGACAGGAUCAUUAACCAGACAUGCGAAGCUUUGGAUAUACCACCGCCAGAGAAGAAGAAACCCAGAAAGAAAGGCGCCAAGGACAGACCCGAGGGCGAAGACGAAGAGGGAAGCAAGAGACCACCAUCUCCGAGUGAUGGCCACGAUGAGGACGACAGCGAUGACAAUGUCGACGGCGAAGCAGACGGAAAUAAGGCUCGCAAACCUAAGUCGGCCAAGUCAAGUUUAGGGGCGGAAAAGGACGGCAAGCAGGAAAAGAAGAAGAAGAAAGGGGAUCAAAAGAAAGCACAGGCCGAUAAGAAGAGGCUACUUGACGAUAUCAGCAUCUCGGGCGGCGAUGAAGACGCAGAGGAUGAGGUGGCCGAAGAGCGGUCAUUCUCCAAAUACGACAGGUUGCUUGGUGGCUCUUCCGAUUCUGAAGCAGGUAGCGAAUCCGACUCCGAUUCUGACGGCGGCGUAGUCAUACCAAAGGGCAAAACGAGGAGCAUCCGCGUCCGGGAUAUGUCCAUCUCCCUGUCCCCGGAGUCAAGCGAGGCCUCAGAUGCGGAUGAUGAACCCGAUGAGGACGUAGAGUCCGAAUCUGAAUUUGGCGGCUUCUCGGAUUCAGAAGCUGAAUCUCUCCCUCCCAAGCCAAGCAAGCCUGUCAAGCCUGCCAAAUCAGAGAAACCAGAGAAACCUUCGGCCCCGCCCAAGGAAACCAAAGCCAAGACGGCAAAAUCCGUCAUAGGGCGUCCCACGGACUCCACGUUCCUCCCAUCCCUCAUGGGAGGCUACAUUUCGGGCUCGGAAUCUGCGUCCGACGUGGACGUGGCCCCGCGCAAAACAGGCUUGGAGCCCGUCAGGCCACAGGGCAAGGGCAAGGGCAAGAGGGACGACGGGUGGGACCUGAGGAGGGGCGCGGUGGGCGAAGAGGACGGCGGUCACCGGAAGCCGUGGAAGAAGGGUAUCGACAACCCCCUCGCAGCUAUGAAUAGGGAGGCGGGGCAUCAGACGCAGCGGCCGAGCCCAGACGGAAACCCGUGA
Parascedosporium putredinis is the source of this 1407-nucleotide messenger RNA. Lineage: Eukaryota; Fungi; Ascomycota; Sordariomycetes; Microascales; Microascaceae. The record is from the annotation of a GenBank genome assembly.